Messenger RNA from Scophthalmus maximus (turbot), 1608 nucleotides. It is a transcript of the gene mrpl37, whose product is annotated as mitochondrial ribosomal protein L37. Gene Ontology annotation, cellular component: mitochondrion; ribosome. The transcript has 8 exons. Lineage: Eukaryota; Metazoa; Chordata; Actinopteri; Pleuronectiformes; Scophthalmidae. Bases 121 to 1419 code for a protein of 432 amino acids. Gene Ontology annotation, molecular function: structural constituent of ribosome. The record is from RefSeq and is a predicted model, not a curated record. Gene Ontology annotation, biological process: translation.
CCCCGACAGAGAAGAAGAAGGGGAUUCAAAAUGGCAGCGCCCUGCGGUCACACUUAGCGACCAGUCACUCGGGUCAAACUCGCAGCUUCCCCCCUCGAGAGCGUGACCAGAGUCUGCGCCAUGUUUCCAGAGACGUCUCGGUGUUUCGGCGCGGCGCAAACCGCCUUCUUGAAGGAACUGAGCCGGUCGUCCGCACACGGAGGGGCCGGCCGCCCGCAGGCCCGCAGACACUUCGGUGUCAGCCGCCGUCUGACGGGCAGGGCCCCGCCUGCGCGCCCAUCCAGGGAGAGGGUGACCAUCCCCGGGCUGGAGACGGUCACCUACGCGGAGAGGAUGCACUAUGUCCCGGGGCUGGCUAAGCCCGUGCACACCAAGUGGGAGAGGGGCUACAAGGACCCGAGGUACUACGAGUCCCCCCCGGCUCACCACAUGCCUCUGUACAAAGAGACACCGUGUUACGUGUACAACCAGAGGACCAGCGCGCUGGAAGGUGUGCGACAGGCUCUGUGGUUGACCAAAACCAAGCUGACCGCGGGUCUGCCCCCUCAGCUCGUCUCGGCGGCAGAGAGUCCUGCCAAUCAGAUCCCAAAUCAGGAUGAGCGCGUGCAGAACGCCAUCAAACACGCCCGCUUCUGGGACACGACGGAGGAACGGCCGGACAAAGCCAAAUACAGCAACACGCUGUUCCUCAACCUGAGCCACCUGUGUGCAACGCUCCAGUCCAGUCACCCUGCGGUCGGGAGGAGGCUCUUCGCUGAGAAGUACUCGUUGGCUGCCACUUGGAGAAGAGGUGAGGACCUGUUCCAGAUUAGAGGUCAGAACGGCUCACUGCACAGCUGCAUGGACCCGCUCCCUGUGGUUUCUGGGAAACAGGAAGUAGCAGACACUGCCGAUCACAUCCUAGAGACCUUCUACCCCGUCGCGCCCACCAUCGACCUGCAGAAGGUGAACGUCUAUAAGGAUGGGGCCAACAGCUCAGGUUUCCGUGACGACUACCCUUACCCUCACGCCCACACACUUUACUUCCUGGAGGGAGCUAAUCCUCGCUGUAAGCUCCGCCCAGAACAGUUCAGAGCCAGCAUGCUCAUGUUCAGCUUUGGGAACGCUCUGGCCCGUGCACACAAGCUGUACGGGACCCAGCCCCAGCGCAUGUUAGAUUGUCCUAUAACCGUACAGGCAGUGGGGACCAACGGUAGAAUUUUCCAGUUCUUGGUUUUCCAGCUCAACACCACAGAUCUCUCGGGAGACGACGGCAUCAAAAACCAGGUGUGGCUGGACGAAGACGUGGAGCUCUAUGACUUCGCUAAAGUCCGACCACUGAUCAAGAAGAAACAAGUGAAGGUACCAGCCGGUCUGGCAGGAUACAAGCCUGAGACAUUCAGCAAGUUCCUGGCCCUGUACCUGAACGGAGCUCUGUAGGACCUCGAGAGUUUGUGUGUGUGUGUGUGGGAUCUAAACCGGUGUCUUAUCAGAAAAUUACUUUCCUGUCAACAAACAAUCAAUGACCUGGUUCACAGUGCGAUCUGAUCUUGGGACGGUUUCAGGGGACUGCAGCUUCUCGUUUCACACACCGGCCCAGUUCAGUCAAUAAAAACUGUUUGUGUCCGA